Messenger RNA from Fusarium verticillioides 7600, 1581 nucleotides. RefSeq lists its product as hypothetical. The record is from RefSeq and is a predicted model, not a curated record. Gene Ontology annotation, molecular function: DNA-binding transcription factor activity, RNA polymerase II-specific; zinc ion binding; RNA polymerase II cis-regulatory region sequence-specific DNA binding. Gene Ontology annotation, cellular component: nucleus. Lineage: Eukaryota; Fungi; Ascomycota; Sordariomycetes; Hypocreales; Nectriaceae. Bases 1 to 1581 code for a protein of 526 amino acids. The transcript is spliced from 4 exons. Gene Ontology annotation, biological process: positive regulation of transcription from RNA polymerase II promoter by galactose.
AUGUCUACGACUUCGACGACCAAGAAAUCUAGCAAGAGAAUGUCUACGACUUCGACGACCAAGAAAUCUAGCAAGAGGGAUGAGUAUACCUCUCAUGCUUGCACAGAGUGCCAGCGACGCAAGGUCAAAUGUUCUGGACAAUCCCCAUGCCACAACUGUCUCGGUAGAGGUGCUGAAUGUAGUUAUCAAGAUCCAUCAAAUGGAUCUAGCAAGAGGAAGCGAAAGAGAGCGUCAUCAAAUCCAAAUAAACGCGCAGUUCUCUCGUCGAUUGUGCCCACCUCUGCGUCAGAGGAGACAGCACUUCUCAAGGAGCAGCUCCAACGACUGCAACAAGGCCUGGAUACCUUGAUGAUGCGGCAAUCGCUUAGCUUCGACUUUCUCAGUUCGCACAACACUCCGCCACAGACGGGUAUCUUGACACUUCCACCAGAUGAACCAUUGAAUCAAUCUAUCGAGGUAUUUGAACCGCGGAGUGCAGCAGACAAUCUUGGAGAAGAAUCACCGAGCUCUUGUCAAGAUGAGGUCACCUAUGCCGAGACUGACACCUUUGUCCCCGGGAACAAAUGGCUGAACCGAUUCGCUGUUGCUUCGCAGAUUUGUGAUCUACGCUCUAGUGUCGGCGCAGAUCCUGUUCUCCCAAAUACAGCUCCCGCCAAGACCUUUACCGUUGUGCUCCCUUGCCCUAGGGACCUGACGCAGGCAAUUAAAAUAGGCCUGGCUGAGAUCGACUGCUUAUUUCCUUCCAUCCAUAGGACGAGGCUGGUAGAAACAAUUUCACGAACCUUGGAGGCGCUGUGCUACUCUUCUACUACCCAGUCUAUCGUCGUGACGGAACAGCAUCACUUGAUUAUAUCAAUUCUUCUCGUCAUCACUGCAGCUGCACAGCUCCUUGACGAAAAAGCCGCUCUCGAUAUGUAUCCAGACAAGGCGUGGCCUGGCUCAGAAGCUUAUUGGCAGAGUAGGAAGCUCGUUCAGCACUUUGAAGGAGGCAGUGAGCUGCAGACACAUUGUGUCGUCUAUCACUGCAUUUCCGCGGCGUAUCUCCUAGCAGCAGAGAGGUUACGUCUUGCCUCGACACACGUACUUAAUGGGCUUCAUUCCGCUGUCAGUUUGGGGUUAGGCCAAAGCCACAGAUUUCCGACAUCGUCAGAGGACGUUGUAGAUACCCUGGCAUUAUGGGUUCAUCUCGAUUUCCUGGACAAGCGCAUCACUCAGAAAUGUGGCAUUCCAUACUUUGUUGGAAACAGUCUGGGGCAUGUGGACUUUGAACACGAGACCAGUCCUCACAUCAACAUGAAGGACAAGGCGUACCUGAAGACCAUUUUCAGUCAUGCUAGGCUUUGGGCAUCGAUAUGGGAUGGGUUUCUGGCUCCCAAUGCCCCGUUGGCGAGCGAUUGGGUUGAGAUCCAAGCAUUUGAUGCCAAGCUCCUAGCUUUUAGGGAGCAAUACCCCGACAUUCUACCAUGGAUCGGGGAGUCAGUGGACGGCGCCAGUUUCAAAUCUCCUUCUGAGACAGAAGAUCGACGGCGUCUUCUUGUUUUCCUGGUAAGUCUCGAAAUGGAAGCUGCACGUGAUGAGUAA